Ruditapes philippinarum (Manila clam) is the source of this 2540-nucleotide messenger RNA. RefSeq lists its product as uncharacterized. The transcript is spliced from 3 exons. NCBI's taxonomy places the organism in Eukaryota, Metazoa, Mollusca, Bivalvia, Venerida, Veneridae. The record is from RefSeq and is a predicted model, not a curated record. The coding region runs from base 135 to 851 and encodes 238 amino acids.
UUUGAAAUUUAACAAGCGUUUGAGCGACAUGUUGUAGUGUCGUCUGUAACAUUUUUUUAAACAUUUCCGCAUCUUCCCAACACGGAAGUAAGAAAUAACGGUAAAGAAUAAUUAAGUGGAGUUAGAAGUGGAAUAUGGAUAUAUCUGCGACAGUGAGCGCUGUUCCUACUAUUAAAGUUAUAGGUAACACGACGGAGGUGGUUAUACUGGAGGAGGGUGGAGUAGAGACGUUGACCAUCAUUGUAUGGUGUGUGGGUGGGGUACUGCUCAUUUCCUUACUAUCACUACUAGGACGAAUCAUCCUGGCGAAGAAGAAGUAUCCAUUCGAGCAUUUCGAUUAUCUGGAACAUGUUCCGGAGAAUGUUGACAGUAAUGUGUUUCGAAUACGAGUGGAUGCUGGGAGAAACGGAAAUUCAUCACCACAGACACGUGACACGGUCGACCUGGUUCCAGGCUCGGAUUCACCAGUUACCGAUACACCCGUGCUAAAUAGAACUAUUGCAGAAAGACCUCCUGAUGGGACAAAUACAGGAAACCGAUCAGUCAGAACUGAGAAUUUUCAGCAAACUAUAAAUAACCAUAAUGAACACAGACAUAUAAAUACGCGCCAGUUAGCGUCCGGGGCAUAUUUGAACUCUUCCCCGCAAACAAGUGCUCAGAUUUUACGAGCAGACCACACGGGUUCUCGCGCAGCUAUCAAUGGGUAUAUCAUAAGACCACCACCUUAUCGAGAAGUCAUCGCACCUUCAAACAGAAUUCCAUCCGUAGUUGUUGCCAGAGACCAAAGCCUCGUUCUCGCUAGAGACCAUCGUCACGUGAUCGCUUCCAGACGACAAAUGUUUUCGUUGUAAAAUAUGGAAAAAGUGCUUUGUUGUUUGACACCGAGAAAACAUAAUAUUUGUUCAACAAUAAUGAAUCUUAAACGGAACUUGUAGCACGUGUGUAUAUGAAGAGAUUUCCCGCCAUAUUGUAACGGUGCUAAUUUAUUAAUGCAUGUUAGUUAGUGUGUAUAUUCUAGUCUUAUGAUUUUAACCGUUCGUAUGUUAUACAUGUAUUAUGUUUAUCGUAUAAAUAUGUUACUGUAAUGUAUAUACUUAUAAAAGUGCGCGUUUGUAACGUUGAUUUUAAUUGGACAAUCAUAACGUUUAAUAUUAUCCAUAUCUUACAUGCGUGACAUUACAUAUAGACUUAUAUUUAUGAAGUCUAGUAAAGGUUUAAGAAACGAGUCUGUGGCGAGCAUAAUAUGAGAUAAGUUUAAUAUAAGUCUGUAUGAAGUGUAACUGAGGAAAUGAGGUUAUUUGCAUCACAAUAUAUUAAAGCCAAACAAUUCUGAGAAUUCUGAGACAUGGUAACAUCGUUCCAUUGGCCAUUUUAUAUGACAAAUACGACUGAAAUGGAUAUAUGACAAAUGCGUAAUGAUAACACUGAACACCAACAACUCCUGCGUGAUAAAACUGUAAUAAAGUUUGGCAUUUUUCAGGUAGUUAACAAUAAGAUAGCCACAGAAUCACAUACAUUUUUGUAUUUAAUAUAAAAUUAUUUAUACAUUAUCUUGCGCUGUAAUAUACAAAUAUAUAUGUAUAUCAAUGAUGACCACUAUAUAUGCUAGAUUUCAGAAACACUAGACAAAGCUGUUUCAAAACAAAACAAAAUUAUGAUACAUGUGUUUUGUAAUUUAAAAAAUGGUUCAAGCUGAUUGUUUUAAUUUAUUCAAAUUUAUUUCAAUGACCCUGGUUUUAAGAUCUAAGGAUUGCUAUGUUUUUUUAUGUAUGACCAAUAUUCUUGUAUCUUCUAUGUUUAUAUUUGAAUAUUAUUUGAGAUCUACAUAAUAUAUAAAUAAUGAAAAUGUAUCUUUGUAUAUAAUAAUGUUUGUUUGAUAACUUGAUAAUUAACUAACUGUCAACAUUGUAUCAGGAAAAACUCAAAAUAUGCUUGGUUCAACAUCAUUUAGGUUAGAAAGGUUCAUUAAUGACGUGUUAGAAGUAACAACAACAUCCACAUGCAUAUCUUGAAAGGAUUUUCACACGAACUAAAGAAUUUAACUGAAAGAUUUAACAUAUUUACUUUUGUAACUUUUAUUUCUAUGUUUUACCGAGCUAUUCUUGAACAUUUUAGUGCUAAGCUGUAUUGAUAACAUGACUGGAAAAAUGAUGAAUUUAAAAUGUUACGUGGGCGAGGAGAAAUGACAUACAUUUUGUAUACACAAUUUCAUUUAAAAAACAUAGUUUGUAUACUAUAUACAGUUAUUUUGUAUACUAUUUUGAAAUGCUAUUUAUAAAUUAAAAUAUUUCAUAUACUUCCGGUGUUUAUCAAUUAUUUAUUACUAAAUAAUAGAUAAAGAAUCCACUAUUAAGUACAGAUUCAUGAUGAUUAGCACCACAUAGUGAUACCUGACGCCGAACGUACUGUUAUAACUGACACUGUAUCGUGAUAACUGACACUGUAUCGUGAUAACUGCCACUGUAUCGUGAUAACUGACACUGUAUAUCGUGAUAACUGACACUGUAUCGUGAUAACCGACACUGUAUCAUGAUAACUGA